AUGUCCGCACAUCCUCAGGGAGGUCAUUACGACGACGGCUACGGCCACCAAGGCCAGGACGCCUAUUAUCAAGACGAUCAACAAUACGGCCACUACCACGACCAUAAUAAUCAACAGGGCGACAAUUACUAUGAUGACUCCGCUUACUACAAUGACAAUCGGGGCCAGUAUCAGGACGCUUACUAUGAUGAUCGUGGCCAACAGGGCUACCAAGACGACUAUUACAGCGAUCAAUAUUAUGACCAGAACGGGGCCCAAGGCGGCUAUAGCCAAGGCGGCUACGGGUCGAGGCCUCGCAGGAAUGAUUCGGAAGAAGACUCCGAAAAUUUCAGCGAUUUCACGAUGCAGUCCGAUAUUGGUCGCGCCGCUGAGAUGGACUACUACCGAAGUGAUGAGAGGUACAAUAGUUACGGUGACGGUAUGAACCGCGGAUACCGGCCCCCUUCGUCCCAGGUAUCUUAUGGCGGGAACCGAUCAUCGGGUGCAUCUACCCCCAUCUACGGAAUGGACUAUGCCAAUCCGCUUCCCGCCGGUCAGAGGUCCAAGGAGCCCUAUCCUGCCUGGACUUCGGAACAGCAGAUCCCGUGCACCAAGGAGGAGAUUGAGGAUAUAUUCCUGGAUUUGACUGCCAAGUUCGGUUUCCAGCGAGACAGCAUGCGCAACAUGUACGACCAUCUAAUGACUCUUUUGGAUUCGCGCGCGUCUCGCAUGUCGCCCAAUCAGGCUCUCCUGUCCCUUCACGCCGACUACAUUGGCGGCGAGAAUGCAAAUUACCGCCGCUGGUACUUUGCCGCCCAUCUCGAUCUUGAUGAUGCGGUUGGUUUCGCCAACAUGAAGCUGGGAAAGGCCAACAGAAGGACCAAGAAAGCGCGAAAGGCCGCCAAGAAGAAGGCUGGAGAGAACCCCGAGAAUGAGGCCGAGACCCUGGACGCAUAUGAAGGGGACAACAGCCUCGAGGCUGCAGAAUACCGUUGGAAGACGCGGAUGAACCGCAUGUCGCAGCUCGACCGUGUCCGUCAAAUCGCCCUUUACCUGCUUUGCUGGGGUGAAGCGAAUCAGGUCCGAUUUAUGCCAGAGUGUCUCUGCUUCAUCUUCAAGUGCGCCGACGAUUACUUGAACUCCCUGGACCCUAACCAACCCAUGCAACCUGUCCCGGAGUUUACGUAUCUGAACGACAUCAUUACGCCACUCUAUCAAUUCUGUCGCGACCAGGGUUAUGAGAUUCAAAACGGCAAAUACGUUCGUCGUGAACGGGACCACGCCGACAUCAUUGGCUACGACGACAUCAACCAACUCUUCUGGUAUCCAGAGGGCAUUGAGCGAAUCGUCAUGGAGGACAAGUCCCGCCUCGUGGAUCUGAAACCUCAUGAGCGGUAUCAUAAGCUCAAGGAUGUGGUAUGGAAAAAGGUCUUCUUCAAAACGUACUAUGAACGCCGCUCGUGGUUCCACAUGCUCGUCAACUUCAACCGUAUCUGGGUCAUCCACGUCUCCACCUUCUGGUUCUACACCGCUUACAACUCGCAACCCAUCUAUACCAAGAACUACCAGCAGCAGCUCGACAAUCGACCGCCCAAAGCCGCGACACUCUCGGCCGUCGCCUUGGGUGGGAGCAUUGCCUCAUUGAUCAUGGUGUUAGCCACACUUGCGGAAUGGGCCUACGUUCCUCGUAAGUGGGCGGGAGCGCAGCACUUGACCAAGCGUUUACUCUUCCUCCUUGCUGUACUCGCCGUCAACGCCGCUCCCAGCGUUUACAUCUUUGGCUUGGACAAACAGACUGGUAAAAUCCCUGACAUUUUGGGCAUUGUCCAAUUCAUAAUCGCCCUGAUCACCGUGGUAUUCUUCUCCGUCAUGCCGCUUGGAGGUCUCUUCGGCAGCUAUCUGACCCGCAACUCGCGACGGUAUGUUGCCAGCCAAACCUUCACAGCCAGUUAUCCUCGUCUCCACGGCAACGACAUGUGGAUGUCCUAUGGUCUAUGGGUCUGUGUCUUCGUCGCGAAGAUGGUUGAAUCCUACUACUUCCUGGCUCUUUCGAUGAAGGACCCGACCCGUAUUCUCUCGCACAUGAAGAAACCUGAUUGCCUGGGAGAUGCCCUCCUCAAGAAUUACCUUUGCCAGUAUCAGCCGAAGAUUCUGCUGGGCCUAAUGUUCUUCACCGAUCUCAUCCUCUUCUUUUUGGACACGUACCUGUGGUACAUCAUCUUCAACAUGUUGUUCUCGGUUGCACGGUCGUUCUACCUGGGUGUCUCCAUCUGGACCCCUUGGAGGAAUAUCUUUUCGCGCUUGCCGAAGCGUAUCUACUCCAAGGUGCUUGCGACAACCGACAUGGAGAUCAAGUACAAGCCAAAAGUCCUCAUCUCUCAAAUCUGGAACGCCAUUGUCAUCUCCAUGUACCGCGAACACCUUCUCGCCAUCGAUCAUGUUCAGAAGCUCCUGUAUCACCAGGUUCCAUCCGAGCAGGAGGGUAAGCGGACUCUCCGAGCGCCCACGUUCUUCGUCUCUCAGGAGGACCAUUCCUUCAAAACGGAAUUCUUCCCGGCCCAAAGUGAAGCGGAACGUCGUAUCUCUUUCUUCGCUCAGUCUCUUUCCACGCCGAUUCCGGAGCCUCUGCCGGUGGACAACAUGCCAACCUUCACUGUCCUGAUUCCCCAUUAUAGUGAGAAGAUUCUGUUGUCGCUCAGGGAGAUCAUUCGUGAGGACGAGCCCUACUCGCGCGUGACAUUGCUCGAGUAUCUCAAGCAGUUGCAUCCGCAUGAAUGGGAUUGCUUUGUUAAGGACACUAAGAUCCUGGCUGACGAAACGUCCCAAUUCAAUGGCGACUACGAGAAAUCCGAAAAGGACACGGCCAAGAGCAAGAUCGACGAUCUCCCCUUCUACUGCAUUGGCUUCAAGUCUGCCGCGCCGGAGUACACGCUUCGCACCCGUAUCUGGGCUUCCCUUCGCUCGCAGACUCUGUACCGCACCAUCUCGGGCUUCAUGAACUACAGCCGCGCCAUCAAGCUUCUCUACCGUGUGGAGAACCCUGAAGUGGUGCAAAUGUUUGGCGGCAAUUCGGACAAGCUCGAACGCGAAUUGGAGCGUAUGGCUAGGCGCAAGUACAAGAUCUGUGUCUCCAUGCAGCGUUACGCCAAGUUCACGAAGGAGGAACGUGAAAACACGGAGUUCUUGCUACGUGCUUAUCCCGACCUUCAAAUUGCCUAUCUGGACGAGGAGCCGCCCGAGAACGAAGGCGAUGAACCCCGUAUCUAUUCCGCUCUCAUCGAUGGUCACUCCGAUCUCAUGGAGAACGGUAUGCGCAAACCCAAAUUCAGGGUGCAGCUCUCUGGUAAUCCUAUCCUCGGCGACGGCAAGUCCGAUAACCAGAACCAUAGCAUCAUCUUCUACCGUGGCGAAUACAUCCAGCUCAUUGAUGCCAACCAGGACAACUAUCUGGAGGAGUGUUUGAAGAUCCGCAGUGUACUCGCUGAAUUUGAAGAAUUGACAACGGACAACGUCUCCCCUUACACCCCUGGUAUCGAGGUCCCGAAAUUCAAUCCCGUGGCAAUUCUCGGUGCGCGCGAGUAUAUCUUCUCCGAGAAUAUUGGUAUCCUCGGCGACGUUGCUGCUGGAAAGGAACAGACGUUUGGUACCAUGUUUGCCCGUACUCUUGCUCAGAUCGGUGGAAAACUCCAUUACGGCCAUCCCGAUUUCCUUAAUGGCAUCUUCAUGACCACACGUGGCGGGGUCUCCAAAGCACAGAAGGGUCUGCAUCUGAACGAAGACAUCUACGCUGGAAUGACCGCGCUGCUGCGAGGUGGCCGGAUUAAGCAUUGUGAGUACUAUCAAUGCGGCAAGGGUCGUGAUCUUGGUUUCGGCUCCGUCUUGAACUUCACCACCAAGAUUGGUACGGGUAUGGGCGAGCAAAUGCUCUCUCGUGAGUACUAUUACCUUGGUACCCAGCUCCCCUUGGACCGCUUCCUGUCGUUCUACUAUGCUCAUCCGGGUUUCCACCUCAACAACUUGUUCAUCAUGUUGUCGGUGCAGUCCUUCAUGUUUGUGCUCAUCAAUUUGGGAGCACUGAAACACGAGAGCAUCAUCUGCCGAUUCAACAAAGAUACCCCAAUCACUGAUCCUCAGUGGCCGAACGGUUGCGCGAACUUGGUCCCGGUCUUUGAUUGGGUCGCCCGUUGCAUCAUGUCAAUCUUCAUUGUCUUCUUCAUCUCCUUCAUACCGCUGAUCGUACAGGAGUUGACCGAACGCGGCGUCUGGCGUGCCGCAACCCGUCUUGCUAAACACUUCGGGUCUCUCUCUCCGUUUUUCGAGGUCUUCGUCUGCCAGAUCUAUGCCAAUGCGCUCCACACAGAUCUGUCCUUCGGUGGCGCUCGUUAUAUCGGUACCGGUCGUGGGUUCGCUACCGCCCGCAUCCCCUUCGGCAUCCUCUACUCGCGGUUCGCCGGCCCAUCAAUCUACCUGGGUGCCCGAUCGCUCAUGAUGCUGCUCUUUGCCACGUGCACCGUCUGGGGUGCCUGGUUGAUCUACUUCUGGGCGUCCCUGUUGGCUCUCUGCGUGUGCCCGUUCCUGUUCAAUCCUCACCAGUUCUCAUGGGACGAUUUCUUCAUUGAUUAUCGCGAGUAUCUUCGCUGGUUGUCGCGUGGCAACACGCGCUCCCACAGCGCGUCCUGGAUUGGAUACUGUCGGCUGUCCCGCACGCGCAUCACCGGAUACAAGCGCAAGGCUCUCGGAGACCCCUCGUCCAAGUUGUCUGGAGAUGUUCCUCGAGCACAUAUUGGUAACAUCGUAUUCAGCGAGAUCAUCGGUCCGCUCGUGCUCGUUGCCAUCACGCUUAUCCCAUACCUGUUCAUCAAUGCUCAGACAGGUGUCCAGAAAAGCCAAUUCCCAGAACUGGACAAGGAGGGUGCCCCCAGCCGGGACCAUCUCAACCCGACCAACUCCUUGAUUCGAGUCGCACUCGUUGCAUUCGGGCCCAUCGCCGUCAACGCUGGUGUCCUCCUCGGUCUCUUCGCCAUGGCUUGUUGUAUGGGUCCUCUCCUGAGCAUGUGCUGCAAGAAAUUCGGUGCUGUCUUGGCUGCCAUCGCUCAUGCCGUUGCUGUCAUCAUGCUGCUUGCUUUCUUCGAAGUGAUGAUGUUCUUGGAAGGCUUCAAUUUCGUCAGGGCGCUCUCCGGCAUGAUUGCCGUUGUUGCCCUUCAGCGGUUCUUCUUCAAGCUCAUCAUUUCGCUGGCUCUUACAAGAGAAUUCAAGGCCGACACGUCCAACAUAGCAUGGUGGACCGGCAAGUGGUACACGAUGGGUUGGCAUACGGUCUCUCAGCCCGGCCGCGAGUUCCUUUGCAAGAUCACCGAGCUUGGCAUGUUUGCGGCCGAUUUUAUCUUGGGACACUUUAUCCUGUUCAUUAUGCUGCCGUUCCUCUUGGUCCCUUAUAUGGACAAGUUCCACUCGGUCGCGCUCUUCUGGCUCCGCCCAAGUCGUCAAAUCAGGCCCCCGAUUUAUUCUUUGAAGCAGACCAAGCUGCGAAGGCGGCGAGUGAUCCGCUAUUCGAUCCUCUACUUUGUCCUCCUCGUCGUCUUCGUUGCCCUGAUCGUCGGCCCUGUCGUGGCGGGCAAAUACCUCAAGCUCAACAUGAGCAUUCCCAUGGACCUCCUGCAACCCGUCGGUCUCAACAACAACGACACCACGGCGGAGGUCACUGGUACCUGUGUCCUUGGCGCGUGUCCUGGUCCAGGGGGCGGUGGAGACACUGAAAGCGAGCAGAAUGCGGAAAGGCUUCGUCGCCUUGCUCGCUUUGUGGCAUUUUAG
Westerdykella ornata is the source of this 5790-nucleotide messenger RNA. RefSeq lists its product as uncharacterized. Gene Ontology annotation, molecular function: 1,3-beta-D-glucan synthase activity. The transcript is spliced from 4 exons. Gene Ontology annotation, cellular component: plasma membrane; 1,3-beta-D-glucan synthase complex. Gene Ontology annotation, biological process: fungal-type cell wall polysaccharide biosynthetic process; (1->3)-beta-D-glucan biosynthetic process. Lineage: Eukaryota; Fungi; Ascomycota; Dothideomycetes; Pleosporales; Sporormiaceae. The record is from RefSeq and is a predicted model, not a curated record. The coding region runs from base 1 to 5790 and encodes 1929 amino acids.